Molecule: messenger RNA, 1116 nt
Organism: Trifolium pratense (red clover)
Lineage: Eukaryota; Viridiplantae; Streptophyta; Magnoliopsida; Fabales; Fabaceae
Exons: 2
Coding region: 118-894 (258 amino acids)
Cellular component (GO): chloroplast
Source: RefSeq, a predicted model, not a curated record
CUUGAUGUUAAUAACACACUUAAAUUUGGUCUUGAUGCAUCCCCUUUCUCCUUCAGUUCAAUAUAGCUGUUUUUCCUUUGAACCCUUGCAUAUACUUACUUCCACUGUUAUGGGAAGAUGAUGAUUGCUCUCAAAACCAUACAUCCCUCUUUCAGACAUACUAACAUCAAAUGUAAUAUCCACUGCACACGACUUCACAAAACAAGAAGUUCUACUUUAUGCCUCUGCAAGUCGAAUGGGUCUGAUUCUCAAGCUCCUCGGCCAGGAGAUACUAAAAAACAAGAACUACUAGCCCAAAUGGCCAUGCUUCAAACUCGAAAAGUCCGUCUUAUAGAUUAUCUAGAUGAGAGAUCGGCAUACUUAACCCAAUUUGGUGAAAAAGUCAAUGCCGAGUUUGAAAAGAUUGGAGAAGAUGCCCUCAGAGAUAUAGAUGAAGCUGGUGCCAGAAUAACAGCAAACAUGGAUAGCCAGAUGCUAGAAUUCGAGGAAUCUGCAGAAUUUAACAGACAAGAGAUUGAAGAGCGUGAAAAAAAGUUAGAGGAGUUUGAAAUUCAAAUAGAAAACGACAGAAACGAAGGGCUAUUCUUUAAGAACCUCAGAAAGAAGGUACCUGUUGUUGAUAAAGCACAAGCCAAAGAGGAGGCAGAAAAAAUUAAAGAUGUAACUCGAGAAAAAGCUGGUAGCAGAAUCAGAAAAAAUGUUUACCGCUUCUUCAUUGGCCUUCUGACCUUUACAGUAGUUUAUUCUAUUGCCUCGUCAUCAACUGAUUGGAGGAAAGUAGCAGUUUUUGGAGUAAUUCUUGUGGCGUUGAUUUCUCAGUUCAUCUAUGAACAAAACAUGUCAGCAGAAACUAGGACCACAAGAAGGACCAACAAUGAAGAGGCAGAUAAAUGAGUUAAAUUUUUACUUUUAUUAUUGCAUGAUAUAAUAAACCCAAGUAUAGUCUUGCAACUUGGGCCUGAUAUUACCAUGCAGAUUUGCUUUGGCAUCGACAACAGAAGAUAUUGGAUGAUAUCACUAAAAUCACCAAAAUCUGAGUAACUGGGUUAUCUUGUGAUGCUGAUUAAAUUCUUUAUAACCUAUGUCAAUACUCAAUACAGAAAAACAUAUUUUCUA